This is a messenger RNA of Elgaria multicarinata webbii, 13502 nucleotides long. It is a transcript of the gene UBN2, whose product is annotated as ubinuclein 2. The record is from RefSeq and is a predicted model, not a curated record. The transcript has 18 exons. NCBI's taxonomy places the organism in Eukaryota, Metazoa, Chordata, Lepidosauria, Squamata, Anguidae. Gene Ontology annotation, biological process: chromatin organization. Bases 168 to 4253 code for a protein of 1361 amino acids. Gene Ontology annotation, cellular component: nucleus.
UCCAAGAUGGCGGCGAUGUUAGCAGCGAGGAGAGGCUAGUGGGGAAGCGGAGGGGAGGUACUCUGACCCGGUUAAGGGGAGGGAGCGAGAGGAGGAGCAGUCGGAGCUGCAGCUGUGGGUGGUGAGGGAGGGUCACCGAACAGGUGGGAAGGGGGGUGGGGGGCUGGAUGAUGGCGGAGCCGCGCCGGGUGCCGUUCAUUAGUCUGUCACCCGUGAGGCGACGUGAAGGCGACACUCCGGUGCGAGAGCGAGAGCCUGGAGGAGGUCGUGAGGCGGAGCAGCCAUUGGUGCGGGAGGCCCUGAAACUGCCAGAACAGCAGCAGCAGCACCGCCACCACGAUAGUGGCCGAGCAGAGCCGCCACCGCAGCCUUUCGAGUCCUGCCCUCGGCCGGAAUCUCAGUCGGUGCCACUGCCGUGUGAGAUCAUCCGGCCUGAGCAGACGCCGAAGUCGCUGCUGCCACCUCAGCGAGAGCCCCCAUGGCCGGAACCGCCACCUCCGCCUCACCAGCCUUUGCAGCGCGAAAGCAACCGGCAGGAGUCGCCGCCUCCACCCCCGCCGCGUCAGACGGUUCGCCUGGAGUUGGUGCUGAAGGACCCAACCGAGGAGAGCUGUGUGGAGUUCAGCUAUCCCGACUUGCUGUUGUGUGGCGAGCCCCGGAAAAAGUCUGCUCCCGCUGAAGACCCAUUUAAUGAUGAAGAGCGUGAGAGGCAUGAAGUGGAAAUGUUGGCUAAGAAAUUUGAAACAAAAUAUGGUGGCAAGACCCACAAGCAUCGGAAGGACCGUGUCCAGGAUCUGAUAGACAUUGGCUAUGGCUAUGAUGAAACUGAUCCUUUCAUUGAUAAUUCAGAAGCUUAUGAUGAAUUGGUUCCUGCAUCCUUGACUACAAAAUAUGGAGGCUUCUACAUUAACACUGGAACUCUACAGUUCCGCCAAGCAUCUGACUCUGAAGAGGAAGACUUUACAGGAGGCAAAAAGCAUAGACCAUCUAAAGUAGCUAAACUGAAAGAUGGUGAGGAUCGUGGCAUGAAGAAACGCAAACGGAAAGAGGAAGAGGCAGAAAAGGAGAAAAAGCCUCGGAAAAUGAAAGUUUCUAAACAGCUGGGUGUAAUGGCCUUAAAUUCACACAAAUCUGAAAAGAAAAAGAAAAAGCUAUACAAGGACUCCUUUUCACUGGCUGCUAUGAUCCGGAAAUUUCAGAAGGAGAAAGAAGCUGUUAAGAAGAAAGAAGCUAACUUGAGUCCCACAGUGGCAGCUACUGGUUCUACACCUAAUAAACUCCCUGCUGCCCCUGCUGGUGGAAAUGAUGUGUCUGACUUGAACCUCAGCAUCUCAGAUCCAGUCCUUUCCAUUUUUGGCAGCACAAAUGAACGUGAGCUCCUACAGGAAGCCGAAAGUGCCCUGGAGAUGCUGGGAGACAUUGACUUUGAUAGGCUGCUUGAUGGCACGUCUAAUGGCAGCCCAGUAUCAGAACGAUCCGGGGAGAAUGGAAGUGUCACUCAGCCCUCCCAUACCUCUGAGGUCCUGACACUGAAACAGGUGCCUGCUCUCCCAGAAGGUCUGCCAGCACAUCUGGAAAAGCGUAUUGAAGACCUUAGAGUUGCUGCCAAGCUCUUUGAUGAAGAAGGCAGAAAAAAAUUCUUCACACAGGACAUGAAUAAUAUCUUGCUCGAUAUUGAGUUGCAGUUACAGGAAUUGAGUCCUGCCAUCCGCAAUGGAGUGUACUCUCACCUCGAGGCUUUUGUGCCAUGCAAUAAGGACACGCUGAUAAAGCGUUUGAAGAAACUGCACCUCAAUGUCCAGGAUGACCGUUUGAAGGAACCAUUGCAAAAAUUGAAAUUGGCUGUCAGCUGUGUCAUGCCUGAACAAUUACUCAAAUAUCAGGAGGACUGCCAGGCACGCAGUCAGGCCAAGAAUGCCAAAAUGCAAGCAGAAGAUGAGCGAGACAAGAAUGGCUCUGAGGAGGAGGACGAUGAGAAGCCAGGAAAGAGGAUUGCAGGACCAAGAAAGAAAUUUCACUGGGAUGAGACAGUGAGGGCUUUGCUGUGUAACCUUGUCAAGAUUAAACUGGGAUGUUAUGAGCUAGAGCCAAAUAAAAGCCAGUCUGCUGAAGAUUACCUCAAGACUUUUAUGGAGACAGAGGUGAAGCCACUUUGGCCAAAGGGCUGGAUGCAAGCUAGAAUGCUCUUUAAAGAAAGUCGAAGUGUUCAUAGUCACCUUACAUCAGCUCCGGCAAAGAAGAAGGUGAUUCUGGCACCUAAACCCAAAGUGAAGGACUCUAGUCCAAAGAAGGAGCAGAGAGUCUGUACUCCCUUUACUUCAACUUGUGUUCCUGCUUCAAGUACCAGCAUACCUAUUAGUGCUCUGGCCAAUUCUAGUUGUAUCCCAGCUCCAGAGACAAUCUGCCUGGAUGACUCACUGGAUGAAGAUCUUUCCUUCAAUCCACCUUCAUUGGAUUCUAUUUCUGAUGCUCUGGCUGUUAUUAAUAAUGGGGCCAAGAGUUCGCCUGUUGGACCCUCUGCAGAGACACCAACUUCAAGACCUCGGCCUGGGUUGAGAGAAGAGAAGUUAGCAAGUAUAAUGAGCAAGUUACCUCUAUCGUCUUCAAAAAAGGUAGAGACUGGUCAAACACCACAUUCAUCAAGUCUUAUAGCUGGGCACUCAGGUCCAGUACCAAAGAAAUCCCAGGAUAUGCUUCAGACUGGUAUCUCUUCAGGCCUUAUUGCUGGAUCUUCAAUUCAAAACCCCAAGGUUUCCUUGGAGCCCUUGCCAGCUAAGCUUCUGCAACAAGGAUUACAGAGGUCAAGCCAAAUUCAAGCUGCUUCCUCUUCACAGACCCAUAUUUCUUCCUCUUGUAAGGUCCAAACCACAGCUUCUUCUGCUUCACAGAGGCCAAAGGAUACGACUGUCCUUGUAACCUCUUCAGAAGCCCAAAGUUGUGGCUCUUCAACGUUACAAGUGACAAAGGUUCACCAGCAAUCAGCUGCCCAACAAAAAUAUGUUUCUCCGCUACAAGCAACUAUUAGUAAAUCUCAGACCAACCCUGUGGUAAAACUAAGUAGCAGUCCCAAACUCUCCUGUUCUUCCCCAGUUACCAAGACUUCAGAUAAACCAGUAGUAUACCGCCUUCCUUUGUCUAACACCACCUCUGGGAGUAGUUCCCAAAUGGCUCACCCACUUGCGUCUCGGACAACAUCCGGCACCUCUACCUCUAGUAACUAUUUAGCCAAGGCCAUGGUAUCACAAGUUUCUGCCCAGGGUUUCAAGCCUCCUUUCUCCAUGGCUCCCUCCCCAAAACCUGCUGCUUCUCCUAAGCCCACAGCACCCAAGCCUUCUGUAGCACCCAAACCUACUGCAUCACCUAAACUGUCAUCUAAGUCCACCUCAACACCCAAGCCCACAUCAUCUCCCAGUUCUUCCAGUUCAAGUGCACUAGUAUCUCAGAAUAGUCACUCCAGCAGCAACAAUUCCCUUCAUAAACAGCCCAGUGGAGUAAGUGUCAGUAGGCAGUGUCCUACAAUUAAUUUACUGCCCUCUAAUCGCACCUCAGGCCUUCAACCAGCAAAGAACCCUCAGGCCCCUUCAAAACUAUCCAACUCCUCUGCCUCUGGAACUAUUGGCAAAAAUAACUUGAGUGGAGUUGGAAUGAAUGUACCUGUCAACAGGGGCAGCAACCUUAAUUCCAGUGGAACUAAUAGGACUAAUAUCUCUGGGGCAGCAGGAAGUGGAACACAGGGUGCUACUAAACAAUUGUCAACUCCACAUAGACCAUCUUCUGCCUCAGGGUCUACCGUUAUACCAGCCAGUGUACAGUGGCAGCCAGUGAUGUGGGGUGGGGAAACACACAUGAUGACAUCACAACACAGAUCAACAACAGGCGCAUCAUUACUGGCAAAUGCUUCACCUUUGACUCUCAUGACAUCACCCUUGUCUGUAACCAAUCAGAAUGUGACAUCUGCUCCAUUGGCUCCUUUUGGGAUGCUGGGUAGCCUUGUUCCAGUAACUGUGCCCUUUCAGUUUCCAUUGGAGCUACUCGGCUUUGGAACAGACACGGCUGGAGUGACAACCACCUCGGGAUCUACCUCAGCGGCUUUCCACCACAGCCUAGCUCAGAAUUUACUGAAGGGUUUACAGCCAGGAGCUCAGCAUGCAGCAGCCCUGUCUCACACACCUCUGCCUGCUCACUUGCAGCAAGCUUAUACAGAUGGAGGCCAAAGUAAAGGGGACACUAAGUUACAGAGGAAACCCCAGUGAUAUCCUGAUGAGCAGGGGGAGUUAAAGUGGUUCUGCUUUGCUGGUGGAGACUGACCAGUUGGGAAAGUGCUUACAUGGACACAGAGCUGCUGUUUCUGUCAAUGUUUACAUAUUCUGAUCCCAAGCACUGUGGUGAGAAGAAGAAAAAGAAAACAAUACUUGAUCCAAGAGAGAAGGAAAAGGAGGAAAGUGUUCUUGUAAAAGCGACACAUAGUUUGAUCUCUCCUAAAGAACUCCCAAAGCCUUUUAUCCUUUGAGUAGCUCAGAAAGGGUUGGCCAAAUAGGUUCAGUUGUCAAACCUACAGCAGCACAAACCUUCUUUCAGGCUGAUAUCUGAUAGAGGAUCUGUGAAAGGAAGCUAAAAUAGAUGUCUACAUCACGCAAGGGAGGCCAUCCAUCCUAUUGACAAGCUGGAGACCCAGUGACGUCUACAAUAUAUGCCAGUCGGGAACAUUCUGUAUAGGUUUGAAUAUUGUGAAGUGUAGAGCAAAAAUAGUUAUUUGUGUAGAAACAGAAAGGAAGAAAACGUUUUCUCCACACAAAGCCAAGGCCACUUGCCCACUAUUUCUCUUUGAAGACCCUGAAGAUUGCAAAGGUCUUAUUUUGAGGAUCUUUCACUAUAGUUAAUGCCAUUGACCAGAACAGGGCUUUUUAUGUCUCAGAUGUUCAAGAGGGGGAUGGGAAACAUUGGAAGGUGUUUUGUAACCUGUUUUAAAUCCCAUUUUUAAAAAUGGAACUAGAACCUCCCAUUUUACUUCAGAUAUUCAAUGAGCACUAAUUUGGCUUCAUCAGCCCAGAUCUUGCUUUCAAUAUCUUCUGAAGUUUUUUUCCCCUUUAGACUUACUGUACUACUUCAGAGUUGCCUUAUUUUUCAUAUAUUACUGUAGUCCAGUAAUUCCUAGUUUCUACCCUUUGUGAAGAUAGUCCUGUCUGUGGUUCUCCCUCUUCUGAUAGCUCUGAAAAGUUGCACACUGUAUGAAUUCCCAGCAAACAAAAACUAUGAGCAGCUUGCUUCUGUACAAGACCUUGCUUUUUUCAGUACUGUUCAAAGCUUUCUCCAAAGAGUGGUUGAGGUGCCUUCUGCCUAGGCUUAAAAUUCGUAUCUCCAGUUUUCCUAAAGAUCUUCAUAGCUGGGAGGUAUAAAACCUAACUCCACUGUUGCACAAUGAUACAACUUCUGGCUGACUUUAUUUUUGAUAGCAGUAUGUUAGAUGUUUGGGAAACAAAUUUAGGAAACUCUUGUAUUGCAGCUUAUAAUUAGUGCAGUAAGAAUAUUGGGUCAAAAUAUAAAGUGAGAUGAAAAAUCAAGAAGGCGUGACACAUUCUGAUGUAAAAUAUUUCAUGGUCUUCUAAUCUAGCAACCAGAGUCCCUAAUAGAAAGCCUUUUCUCUCAAUUAAAUCUCAUAUGACCAGAGAUAUUUUCAACUUUGAGUUAGAAUUGGCCAGUUUUUAACACCCCAGGUAAUAAAGACCAUCAUCCAACAAAGGUAUAUGCACAUGCAGGAGAGCUUGUAUAACUGGAGGUUUCUUUGAAACUUCAACUGCAUCCACUUGCACUGCUGAAUAGAGCAUUUCAAACUUAUAUACAGCUUGUCUGUUGAGCAGCAUGAGUAGCUACAAUAGAAAUUUCAGAGGAUUCUCUGGCUUUGUCUAGAAGUUCUACUUCAUAUAGCUUUAUUGCAUAUAGCUUUAUUGUCUAGUGACCAAGAUUAUACUUCUGCUGUCUUCUGCCAGAUAUUUUUUUAGUUAUCAGGUUUACAAAGGUGUGCUGUUUUUUCUGAGAAAGCCAGAUAGCUUAUCUUACUAAUUUAGAUUUUUCACUAAUUGUAUAUGUAAAAACAUGCAUAUAUUUAAAAAAUAUAUAAUAUAUACAUAGUAACUGAAUGUUGGGUUGAGCCCAUUAAUAAAGAACUUUGCACAAAAUUGUGAAUAACAGAUAAGCUCAAUUUAAAUCUUGAACUUUUACCUUUAUACAAGGUAAACAAAGGGCUUUUCAAAAACUUCCUUAAGUAGUUUGGUAGAGGAAAUUAUAAUGUUAAGUAGCCAUACUUUGUUGAAACAGUUUUUGGCUCAUAUAUUCUCCAAAGCCUUCGAUUCCCCAAAAUAUUAAUUGGUUUCUUUACUUUUCUUACUUGAUUUGCUUACCCUUGAGAUAAAGAUAAAACAUCUUUGUUCCCCACAAGCAUAUCUUCCAUGCAUAAACAAAGUCUUCAGUUCUCUGAGGGUUUGUUGCUACAUUGUUAGUUUCUCCCUUGUGGCAACAAAAAGUCUGUGUUGCAAAUUAAGUAUAUAUUUUUAAAUUGUGGAUAUGUUGAAAUUGCUAACUUUUACUCUGGCACAAAAUGAUAUAUAACAGAUAAGGCUUGAGACAGAGGAACAUGUUUGCAAUCUGUUUCAAGAAAUACCAUUAAACAUGAGGUUACAUCUGCUAACCAUACAAGGAAUUUGACACAUGGUGAGCCUUUCCAGGCUAUAUUAUGAAAACUACGUCUUUGAUAGAUAGUAUUCACUUUCCCCGUUCUGUUUGUUACUAGAGGGAACAGAAGAGGACAAGUGAAUAUUACCUACUUAAAUGAAGCAGGGAAGAGAAUAUUACCCAUUAGCAGUACUAAAGCAGCAAUCCAGGCUGUUUUGGGUCACUGCAGCAACCUUCUCCCUUUCCCAGUGACCCAGAAGUGGCAUGGAUCGGUGCUUUAGCACUGCUGUUUGAGACCCCUACCCUAACCACCCCAACACCCAAGCUAGCAUUAACAACAGAUGAAAAGUGCCACUGCAAGGGCAGAUGCAGGGGGUCUGGUGGGCCAUCAGAAAUGGCAUGUGGACUACUUUUUGCACUCCUGCUCUAGUAUAUGAUGGUAGAAAGUAUGGAUCGUCAAACCUUUUCAGGCAAGGUCUUAGCUUUUUCUUCCAGACAUUUUUCACUUCUAGAAAUAACAUGCUAAAGAGAAUUCGUAGUAGUCUUACUUCCUUUUAAGGUUUUCCAUAUUUUCAAAGCAAAUGUUUAGUUCUGGUGAAAGUUUAAGUUACUAGAGAAUGAAAACUAGCCCUACAGAAUAGAAUAGCAUAUGUUGCCUUCUAUCUGUCAUCCAACAUAUUGCAUGCAUAUUCUGGUAGUAUAUUAAAUUGAUUAAAGAGUUAAUGGGUCAGACAAUAUAGCAAUUCAGUUGGAGCUUUUUUGGCUAAAUAUCCAAACCGGAACAAUCUGGGCACAUGUCUAACUUUCUCAACCAACCAACUGGAUGUAUCUGGUCAUAUUGAGUUAAAAUAGUGAUAGAUACCAGGUGUUCCCGAUGUACUCUCUUAAAAAAAAAAAAGGAUGUUGAGACUGGAAUGAAUCUUAACAGUGAUUCCCAGUGGUGUUGUUUUAAAAUAAAGGGGCAUAGAGACAUGAGCUGGCUAUUCCAGAACUGAUGAAGAGGCUACUAAUGGUAUCAGCAGCAUUCCAGUACAAAGUUUAAUUUGGUGUAGUUCUUGCACACAAAGUCUUCAUUUAGGCCAUUUUUAAGAAUCUGACUUGUAUUAAAUGCCUAUGGGAAUUUGCUCUUGUAAUAAAUCCCCUCAGUAUUCACAAGCAAUAAGAGUCAAAGCUGUCAUUCUGGACAGCUGAGCUGAAUUGAUUGAGGACUUGGGAGUUAAAAUGGCAAGCUCACUCUGAGCCUCAAAUACAAGCAAUAAUUUUCAAAUACAGGUUUUGAAGCUGAAUAUCUUUUAAAUUAUGCCUUGUGCUAUGUGUAUUUAACCCUAUAGGGGCACAAUAGCAAUUACUAGGUUAUUUGGGAUGUCUGCAAAGUAUGGAGAAAGGCAUUGAACUACAAGAUGCAAAACUUCAGAUGUCUUAAUACAUGGCUCUCCCCUACCCCCAAGAUAAAAGUUAAUGGCUUAAAUCAUUCCAUUUUGCUCAGCCUUUUAUAUUGUAUUGUUUCUAGGAAGACUGAUGGGAAUGUUGAGUCAAAGUCCCAAGUGUGGGUGCUGUGGGUUUGACAUCUGUUUCCAUGAAAUUAGAAGUGAUUUUUUAUCCUUUAGGCUUGAGUGGGGCAGGCAACCAAGGUACGCUCCCUCCUGUUCUUAGCUGGCUAAUCCAACCUACAUAUAGCCUCCGCUUGAUCCAAAGCAGCUGAUGUAAAAGUAAAGAUUCUGCAAUUCCCAAGCUACCAUCAGUUAUAGUGAACCAUAACCAUCUGUCAGAAGAAUUUUUUAGGAACCCCAACUCUCUUAUCAUGUUUGCUGCUACAUUCAUGAAAAGAACUUUUGGCUAUAAGUCAAUUUAAAUCUAGUUUACAGAUUGGUUUUAGAGUUCUUUGCCCACAAGAUCAUUAGAGUGUCUUGGUUUCUUGGAGUGCAUUGGCAAAAGGUAUAGCGAUUCCUCUUAUUAUUAUUUUAUUUUUGGACUUUUCAGGAUAGUAUUGCAGGAAAAAAAGCAAAACCUGCAAUCAAGCUAAGCUUUGGAAGGUUUUCAUCCAUUUCUCUUCCUAUGUAGGAGGUCACUGUAGUCACUUGCUCUGUUUUCCAAAAAUGUUACACAGAGGUAAAUAUAGUAUAUGAACAACUGGUCAACCAAUGUUUUAUGCAAUUAUAAUUUUAUGGAAACCUUUAAAUGUUUUUAUAUAAUUUUGUUUUGUCUCUGAAUGGUGUUACCCCUCCAACUUACUUGAUUCAGGCCUUUGUCCUUUGGUUAAGUGCCUUUUCUUUUUGUUCCCUCCUUUUCCUACAAAGUAUACUCAGAGGUCCUAAAGUGCUAGGAGGUAUUUGGAAGAACCUUGAACCUGCCAAGAUGACUAUAUGGCUGUUAAAAUGACUUUUCCCUUCUGUAAUUAGUGUUCAAUGUGUGUAAUGUUAUAGCUGCUGUACCAUGACAUACAUUCUUAUGUGCUUGCUUUGACAUGCAGCAGUAUUCCCGAGAGUCCUAAUGUUCCAUCUGUUUUCUGUAGCAUUAAUGUUUACUUAUGAAGGUGAGCACUGAUACAGGUCAGAGUAUAUAGUAACUACAUGUUUUUGAGCAACAGUAAGGAAGUGGUUGAUGGGAAACCAACUGAGGCAUUCCCAUUGGAAUUUCAGGUUGCAAGUUAAUAUAGUGCCAGUCUGGUAAUGGUAUAAAUAUUGAAUUCAUUCAUUUAUUACAUUUCUAUCUCUGAAUAAUCGUGAGCUGGCAUUCUUAAAAGUUGAAGUAAUUCCCUACAAAAGAGAAUGUUCUUAGCAUGAAAUAGUUAGACCAGAACAUUUCCACAGGGUACAGAAAUUAAAUUUGAAUAAGUACAAUUAUUAUCAGACUAGCAAGCUAUUUCAGCUUUGGCAGCAAAAAAAAAAAAAAGAAGAAGCUUACUCUGCAGCUAAAACUGAAUCCUUUUCAUAUGGCUCUACCCGUGCCUGAUAGACCUGCUGCUUUGGAUCACUGUCUGGUGGUGAGAGUAGUAACUGAAUAUUCUAAAUUAAUCAGACUUGCAGUUCACCAAAUACAACGAGAUCUUUCUUGUGUUGCUCAGAAAUGUAUUUUUAAAUCUUUGUCAAAAUAAUCUUGCUAUAUGUAGCAUACUUGCUAAAUUAAAGAGUAGUGAAAUAGUUUCAUACAAAUGAUCACAGCAAGAUUUCACUUCAUGUCAAAAUUCCUUUUUUUCCCUUUUCUUUUUUUUUACAAACGUUACUGUGGUAAAUCAAUUAACUGGUGAGAAUUAGAAUGCAGCCUAGAAAUCAAAAUCAUGUAUUUUAAAUCUGGUUAUAUAUUUGUAAAACUUAAAUUUGGGUUUUUUAACAGUAUAUUAUUUAACAAGAUUCUAUUAUAUCCUAGAAACAAAUCUGUGUACUGUCUAAAAUCAACUCUGAAUGGAUGGUUGGGCACUCUGAAUAAGCUUAAAUAACCAUCACAUAGUAAUAGGUGAAGGUAGCUCAGGAUGUGUCUUCUAUAUAGAGAGUAGCAUUUUUUCUUAUUGUAGAGGAGACUGUCCUUCCUCCACUCAAGAAAGAUUUUGAAUACACUUAUUAGAAGGGAAGAUAUGGGUUGUCAUGCUGCUGCUUGUUGGAGUAUAUAGCUAUGGCUUAAAAUUGAGUUUUAAGGACUUGAAGCAAUUUGGAAAGAAUGAGCAUCUCCUUUGCUCUUAACUUAAUUUUAUCCAUUAAAAAGAAUUUCCCAAAUGUGACAUUCUCUGUGGAUGGAGGGGAUAGGAAAAUUGUUAUAUGGAAUCAGUGUGACAGUUCAUAAAUUACUGUCAGUCUGUUCUGAACCCUUUCUCAGCACUGCAUUGCUCUAUUCUUUUUCUUUUUCCCCUUUUAACAGUUCCUAUGUUUUGUAGUUGAAGUGACUUGAAGAGCUUUGAGUGUCAGCUAAGGAACCAGCUGGACCCACCUCUCCAGGAAAUGUAAAGUUCAUGGGUUGAAUCCAGAUUUAAGUUUGUGCAAAGGGGUUGGUGGGAGUGGACUUCCCUGUUCUACCUCCUAACACAGAGGACUGGGAGAUCCUGUUAAGUGGAGUAGGCUGUGGUGUGGAGAGCAGAGGGAAAAGGGGGAUCCCUCCAAAUUGGAAGAAUUGCCUCUGUGAGCAGAAUUCUACUUCUGCCCAUCCUGUUGCAGAUACCUAAAUCUGAAUCCAAUCCCUUCUUUAGACCACUCCCAGUCCUUUACUCUAGUUGAAUUUCUAUUCCCAUAGCGCAAAACAAGGCUUCUCUAACUUCAUUUUACAAUAAAUGUUAAUUUUUGUGCGAGAAAGAGUAUCUUUGUUCCAUCUAACUAAAAAUAAUUUCUGAAGCCUUCUUAACUGUAAUCGGUUGAUCUAAUGGUAAAAACAACAUUAGGAUACACUACAUUUUAUUACUGCUCACCUUGCUCAGUACUGAGGCAUUUUCACUUGGUGUGCCAAUGCUUAACAGUAGAGAUGAGUGAGGGUGUUCUUGCCCAAUGUAAAAAUAAAUUGGGAGAAACCAGCAAACUUUUAAGGAUCUAAAUAGUAGGCAUGGCACUCAAAGCUUAGAGGUGAGUGGUUUCCAGCACUAGAGGGAGUUUUAUUUUCAGCCUCUCCCUUCUCUAUAAGGCCUUAGUUUGAUUUUAGAAAGCAGUAAAAUAAACUAUGCAUAUAGCUAGAUUUCACAUUCAGUAUUAUGUAUACUUUCCCCCUGAUAAUGUAACAUCUACCCAAAGAAACAUGACAAUAUCCCUUUGAAUGUGUAUACUACAGGAAUAUUUUUGUAACAUGGAAAUUAAACUCUAGAUAAAAAUCUGAAAUGCUUUCAGUAGUACAAAGCUAAUGUCACGAGAGGCUUCAUGGGAUACUAAAAUCUGAUGGUGUUAUGCAUUGAAUAUGCAGACAUAAAAAGUAACAGGGUGAAGUUUUCCUCUUUUUACCACCACCAAAUGGAAAUUAGUAAAUCUGCAAGUGAAUAAAUACCUCACCUGUACAGAGAGCAAUGUCAGACAGCUAACUAGAUCUCCCUCUAGGCAGAAUCUCCUUUAAAUGUAAGUUGCAUUGGGAUCCGAAUAUUUUUCUGCUGCCUCUUGCACCCUCCAGUGUUGGACCUUCUGUGGAUUGAAGAAUUCAGAAGAUGCCCUGAUGUGGCAACUGGUGCACUUCUUUACUUGCAAUCUCAGUGUUGGCAAUAGAUUUAAAUAGUUUUAAAAGUAUUUCGACUGCUAGCUAGCAAAAAGUCCAUUACAUUUACUUUACUUAAAUAAGAUUAUCUUCACUUUCUCAGAAGCUGCUGAGCAGUGUUACAUUGUUAGCAUUAUAAACUAGCUCCCCCCAAUCAAUAUUUUUUACCACACUCAGUACCUGGAUAUUACAUAUAAUGGUUAACUUAAUGUUAGUAUUUUCUAGGUAAUCAGAUGAUUUCUAUUGUUUGGCAUCUGUGUGGUUAUAAAUGUGGAGUGUUAAGCUGAAAUAAUUCAUUUCAGAACACAAGCAUAAGAUACUUUUCCUAAUAAAAUUCAUCAACAGUAGAACUUCCAAAUUUAAAAGCUAACAAUUCUAUUGUAGUACAAACCCUGCUGAAUAUAGUAUCUGUGAUUGUGUUCUCUUUUUAACAUUUGGUGGAAAAAUCAGCUUUUAAGAGCUGGCCAACUAUACAAAAUGAGGAGCAAAGAAACUUCCACAAGGUUAGCUCACUAUUUGAUAAAACUGACACAUGAAUACUUAUACACAAUCAAUCACAAUAGUUUUUGUGUGGCCUUCUUUAAUGUAACAAGUUUUCUUAUCAAGUAGUGGUGCUGUAAUAAACCAUACUUCGCAAACUCACCUGAAGCAGUAAUUCUGUUCUGUGUAUAGCUUGGUUCCACAAUAUAUAGGCUUACUUGCUAGUUACUACCUGAAUAUUUCUAAAACUAGGGGAAAGCCUGUGGCUUCAUGUGGGGAAGAGUACUCCCUUAAAGUAAAUUCAUGUGAUAUGUACUCCAUGCAAUGAACAUAAAUAGCUUCUCCAAGUGAUGAGGGGUAUGAGUAGCCAAGCACAGCUACUUAGAGACUGGUGCCAACUCCUUUUGGUUUUGCUUUUUAGGGAGAUGUGUUCUGUUGAGGUGAAGGGAUACUAGAUUCUAAAGAAAUGAUUUUAUCUUUUCCUCCUCUCUCAAACUGAAUCUGAACACAAUAUUUGAAUUAACUUUUUUUGUAAUAAUCUCAGGACCUGAAAGAUUGUAGCAUAGUGUGUCUUAAAUAAUGUAUUGUACCAGCCAUGAAUUUUGUAAAUACCCGUCACCCUCCUUUUUGUAUUUUUUUUAAGUAUGUGGGGCUCCUUACCACAAGAAUUGGUGCCUGCUUACUUUCUAUGUAAAACUGGAGUAGGAAAAAGGGAAAGCUGCUGCCACAAAAAGCCUGCACCAGUUCUAAAUGUGCAUUCAGGCUUGUUCCAUUUUAAAAAUGCAACUGAAUUAGCUGGGAAGCAAAUACUUUCCCUCCUAGCACACUUUUUCAUGGGUUAGACCUGAAGAAUAAAAUAGUAAGUAACAUGUAUUUGUUCUAAAAUCUCAUUGCUUGAGAUGUCUAGAAGAGAGUGAUUUUACUUCAAGGACCUACCUGCCUCUAGGGUCCAGAAAUUACUCUCUCCCAGUUUCACUCUUCCAAACAGGGUGCAGAUUAUUUUUGGUGGGGGCAACAGGCUUCCUCUGAGAACCCAUCUGUAGCUAGCUAGCAGAUAUCUAAUCUGAAGUGGGAGCCUUGUUCAAUUGAGUGUAGAUGUACCUGUCUUUAAGCAUGGCAGGGCCUUCAUGAGUGUUUUUCUUUUGUAUGUGUCAUGUGUCUGUGCUGUAUUAAAUAAAAGAGGAAUGUACAUAUAA